UGGGAAGAUGGUGGACAACGCUGUGACGAUUGAGGCCCUGGACCCCCUCAUCCACCUGACAGCGCCUCCAUCUCUCGCAUCGAUUCAUUGUCGAACGCCAUCGCCGCACGUCACACUCAUCCCACUGGCAGAUCGGAGCGGCCUGUACGUCCACAGGGCCGUCUGGGUCAAGGCUGUGCGCGGGAGAGUGGAUGUGGGCGGCUACCGACUGGAUGCGCGGGAGGAGGGGCGGUACGUGCGGCUGGGUGUGCCGAGCUGGGGAGCGGCGUAUGUGGUCAGGGCUCUCAGGGAUGGCGAUGGUGGAGAUGAUGGAGCGGAGGGCAAGAGCCCGGGGGAAGGCGUGCUUGAGAAGGUGCGAUGGAGGGAUGGACAGAUAUACGCGCUCUCUCAUCUGCGGGUCUGUUUGCCUGUAUGUGUCUGUCUGUGCAGCUGCGGAGCAGCGGUGUGAGGCCUAAGGUGGACUCCGUGCUGCAAAUACUCGACCCAAAAGUGACACAACACACACACACAUGCACACGCACACAAAGAAAGCACAUCGCCACAUCAACGUCGUGUCCAUUUCUCUCCCAUGUGUGCGUGUGUGUGUGCAGGUCUUCCCCGUGAUAGUGUCCGUGAAGGUGUGCCCCUGGACGUCCGGCAGCAGCGGGUGGGAGCCGUACAGCCUGCACGAUGCACUCACCCCCCUGGCCAAGCCCAUGACGGCGUCCGACCCCCUCAUGCUCUCCGAAUUCGCAUCUGGAUGGGAGACCGAGAGAGAAGAUGGCACAGGCAAGGACGACCCCACACACAAGUGGACGCCGCCAGUGCUGCACAUGUCUGACCAAUGGUAUGGAUGGUACAUCCAUCCAUGGUGAUGGGGGUGGGGUGAGCGGAUGUCGAUACGGAUGUCUGUUUGCUUUGUGUGGUGUGUGUCAGGAAUGCAGCUGUGGAGCAGUGUCGGUCUGAGUGCGGCGAGCGGCUGGCGUGCCACCCCCCUGCUGUGGUGGUCGCCGGGCCGAAGGGUGCGGGCAAGUCGACCCUGUGCAGAGUCCUCACCAACACGUUCCUCAACGCACACCCAAACCACGUGGUUGGUGAGACUCACUGCAGCAAGUAUUUGGCUGGCACUUAAAGUGAAUCAGUGGAUGGAUGGAUACAUGUGUGUGUGUGCCUGUUGUGGUAUGUGAGUAGGUGUAUUACUUGGAGAGCGAUGUGGGUCAGCCAGACUGGGGCCCAGCCGGACUUGUUGCGCUCUACAAGGUGAGGGAAUGGCGAAUGAAGGGCAGCCACCAGCACAGCGCACCUUUCGGUAUUUCUUCUGCCUCAUACCAUCAGGUUGAGAGGCCUGCGUUGAGUUCAGGCCACAACAACAUCCACACAGCGCCACACAUACACGCUGUCUUCUUCGGAGGUCAAUAAAUCUACACACACACACAUACGUCAUCACAUGCGCACGCUUUCUAUUUCUUCUCCUGGUUGCAGCCAUCAGCCCAUCCCGCAACCCGAUGCACUUCCGCCGUGCCGUGCAGCGGUGCCACGCCGCGUACCAGGCCCUCGUUCAGCAGAGCCAGCUGCCCCCGUCCACCCCACACACACCACAGACACCAGCCGCUUCCCCAUCAGACAACAACACAGACACCAUGGGCAUGGGCGGGGAUGCCGCAAGCACCACCACCGAGAACGUCAUGCGGCGGGCGAUCGACCACCUCCCCGGCCCCCUGGUUGUCAACACGCCCGGGUGGGUGACCGGUCUUGGUCUGGAGCUGCUCAAGGCCACCAUCAGCUGUGUGGAGCCCGAUCUGGUGGUCAAGCUUGGCAUGACGAGCAACCUCGACGAGGCUGCUGAUCAGGGUGUGGGUGGCGUGAUCGACUUGACCAAGAAGGACACGCACGUGAUCGACGCGCCCGCAACCACAGCAGCCACAGCAGCAGCAACCAUGCCCACACCUGCAGCAGUGGAGCUCCGAUGGCUUCGCUUCGCCGCCUACUUCCAGCCUCGGUUUGGGCUGGCCCUCUCGGUGCCUCUCAAGGCGAGCGGGCUGGAUAUCGACGAGAUGUUCCAGUCGCCGGUGGUGGUCAAGAUGGGUGGAGGGGAGGUGUGUGGGGUGGGUGGAGUCGAUGAUGGAGCGCAGGAGGGGCCGAGGGUGGUCAGCUACCCUCUUGAAGACCUCCAGCUUACCGCGGUGAGUGAGUCCGGAAUGAUCCAUGCAUCCAUCUUUGUGAGAAGAAAACAUGUACGUGUAUCUGCAUAUCAGAUGUGGCACCUAGAGACGUCCCUGCCCCCCCAGCCGCCCUCUCUCUCCCCCACCCUCCCCUUCGACCUCCCCGGCGCAGUUGUGGGUCUCUGCUGCCGCGAGGAUCCGUCAGAUGAGCUCAUCUGUGUGGCGGUGGGGUAUGUUUUGGGCAUGGUGACAUCGGGGGAUGAGCCGUCGGUGCGUGUGCUCACGAGCGCAUCUGUGCCGCUGAGCGAGCUGAAGAGGGUGAACGUGAUCGUCUUCAGGUGAGUGAGGAUGGAUGGGUGAGGGGUGUAAUGAGGUUCGUUUCUCAUGUGUGUGUGCUGUGGUCAGUGAGCUGCAGUGGAGCCCCACCCCUCCCUCCACCCUGCUGCCCAAGACGGCGCCUCAUGUGUCUCCACAUGGCGUCCUCCGAUCCCUCUUUCCAUUACUCACGGCUGACGACAUCGCCGUACUCACUCACGACGCGAAUGCCCCGGCACGCAAGAAGGUGUGGACGCGAAUGUGUGCCCCACACAGCUGAUGUGAUAGCGGCUGCUUGCGAGAGUGUCUGGUGUGUGCUGUAUGUAUGUGCGCAGCUGAGGCUGGCGAGCUCGGGUGCCGGCAAGGGUGUUGCUGCUCCGUCGAGUCUCUGCCCACUGGUCGGUCAGCAGACAUGCACUCGUCCACGUCGUCUCCUGGCAGACAUCUGCGGAUGCUUGUGUGGCACGUGUCAGUUGCCGUACCGUUCAGGUGGAUUGGCGUUGGAGGGGACGGCGAGCGGCGGCCGUAUCCGCAGCGGUCGGUCCAACCUGCAGAGGAGGAGCCACGGAUCGCAGCCUGCAUAAUUGGCCAGUCAACUAGGAUCGCAGCCUGAAAGGGGGAUGUUAUUUGCCUAGUCAGGGGACAGUUUUGUCGUGUGUGUUAGUGCGGUGGGUCGGGUUUGGAUGAGUAUG
Vitrella brassicaformis is the source of this 3148-nucleotide messenger RNA. Lineage: Eukaryota; Vitrellaceae. The record is from the annotation of a GenBank genome assembly.